Molecule: messenger RNA, 891 nt
Organism: Micromonas commoda
Lineage: Eukaryota; Viridiplantae; Chlorophyta; Mamiellophyceae; Mamiellales; Mamiellaceae
Exons: 1
Coding region: 1-891 (296 amino acids)
Molecular function (GO): aminoacyl-tRNA deacylase activity
Source: RefSeq, a predicted model, not a curated record
AUGGGAGGACAGGGAAGCAAGCCGAGCUCGCCGCGGGCCGGGAGCCCGAAGGCUGCCCCGCCGCCGCGGGAACCCGUCGCCUCCGAUCCCGUCCCCGUCGCGCCCCCGACGCCCGGCACGUCCCCCGCGCCCGAGCAGGAACCCGCACCCCCCGAGGCGCGGGCGGUGCGCGCCGUCGAUCCGCGGUGGGCGAAGGUCUCGGCACGGUUCGCCGAGAUUUCCGAUCGGCUCGACGCGAUCGAGAGGCGCGUGCCCGCCCCCGCGGGUCCCGGCGCGCCCAUCCCCGCGGGCGCUCCCGAGACCUCCCGCCGCGACGAUACCUGCGACGCCGCGCGUCGCAUCCUCGCGGACCUCGUGGAUUCGCGCGGCGCGCCGCCGGGAUGCGCUCGCUUCGUGCGGGUGCCGGCCAACUACUACGACGAGCCGCUCGAGUUUCGUCGGCGAUGCGUGGGCGGCGCCACCGUGGACCACAUGUGCAAGACGAUCGUGAUGGAGAACACGCGAUGCGUCAACGACGACUGCGCGGACGCGUUCAACUCCCGGUGGUACCUCGUCGUGGUCCAGUACACCGCCAAGCUGAACCAGCAAAAGCUGGAGAAGUUUCUGCACGAGCUCAACAACGUCGACGGGAGAAGGUGCGGCAAGAAGAACUUCAACAUGAGGCUCGCCAAGGAGGAGGACAGCGAGCGGCUGACGGGGUACGUCAAGGGCGCGGUGUGCCCGUUCGGAUGCGCGGAGAAGCGGAUGCCAGUCAUACUCAGCGACAAGAUCGUCGCGCUCGAGCCCCAAACGUUUUGGCUCGGCGCGGGUGAGAUUGACUUGAAGGUUGGGAUGAGCGCGGCGGACUUUGUGGCGCGCGCCGAGCCGCACGUGACGGACAUCACGUACUGA